AUGCGGACGCCAGGACUCAGUAUUGCGCAUCCAUUCAGUGGAAUGACAAAAAACUCCCCUAAAAACGCCUCGGAAGGCCAGCUACAGGAGCAGCAAAUCUCGGAACGAUACACUUUGGAGGAAUUGGAAUUCCUUUUUAAUGCUGUCCAAUGCUAUCCUCACGUAAUCGAAUCGCCUCUCAGCAAUGCUGAAACUAAACGCCGGAAGACCGUUAUAUGGAAUUGGAUUGCGGGAGCAGUUAAUGACAAAUUCAAACCAACUACAGACAAGAGUGCCAGCCAACUGAGAAAUUGGUGGAAGCGAACCAAGAACAGGGCUAGAAAACGCCUGGAGCACACCGAACUAGAUGUCAACGAGACCCAGGUCGGCCUUUCAAACAAAAAUCGCGGCUACCUCGAGCACAUAUUCAGAGAUAUCUGUGAAUUUAGCGACCGAAUUAACAUGCUAUAUUCGCCUGAGCUGGAAGACUUAGACUAUAAAAACGCGCCAAAGUUCCUCGGUGGGCAGGAGAUCAAUAAUGCCCACUUCGGACUGUUAGAUUUCACUCAUCACAUUGGCUUCCAACAAAUGGUAGCCACCGCGUUCUGGAAACUUGUAUCGACUCUAAAUCCUACAACCCCCAUGGGUGCCACAGAAGUCCCGGGCCUAAAUUCAACUAAUCUCCUUACGGGGGAGGAGAAGAGACAAUCCCCAUUCAAACUUCAAAUCCCUGAAUCUAUCCUAAAACAGCAAAUGCAAACCACAUUUCGGAGUCCCAGUGGGAGUUUCAGCGAAACGCGAGAUCCCAGAGAAGCCAUAACCGACACCUGCUCGACCAUCUCCUCGGAGUGUGCGCAUCCCAAAGGUGCACCACAAGGUCCUCGGUGCGAUGAAAUAAGGACGAACGACCACGCUGACAGUUUGAGGGAACAAGUUUUCAUGUUAAAGCGUAGGAAACUAGAAUUACAAAUCGAACUGUUGGAGCGGCAACUACGCUGA
Molecule: messenger RNA, 978 nt
Organism: Dibothriocephalus latus
Lineage: Eukaryota; Metazoa; Platyhelminthes; Cestoda; Diphyllobothriidea; Diphyllobothriidae
Source: the annotation of a GenBank genome assembly